AUGUCAGAGUACAAAUUUGAAAAUGUACUCGUUGAAGGGAUUAAGGGCACAAUAUUGAUAAAUAAUUUUGAUUUGUUGUUCACAGCCGAUAACGUCACAUAUAAAUGGUCACUGUCGAACUGGAUAAGGUCGGAAAAGUCUAAAAAGACUCCGAAAGUUAGGUUAUCCUUCAAAGAAUCCUCAAUAAAACUCACUUCAGAAAUAUCCGACUAUGACAUUCUUCUGAAACCAGUGGUUGUCGCGGAUUUCAUUGAUGAUAGAGAACGUUUAGAGGAAUUUUCUAGCUUAUUAUCAGAGUGUUCAACCAAAUCCCGUCAGUUACCGAAAGAGCAAGAAGUUACAAAGCCCUCGCCGAAACCUCUAAGCGUAACUACACCAACUCAGGAAUCCAAAACACCAAAAGUUGUUGAAGAAAACUAUGAAGAGGCCAAGAAGGCUGUCCUAGAUUCAAACGAAAAACUGUUAAGGAUCUACAAUAGCCUAGUGGGAUCAGAAGAUGGCUCGGAGGGGUUAAUUCCAUCCAAAGAUUUCUGGGAACAUCAUAAAACUGAACUAAAAACAAACAUAUCGCAACAAAAAGCGAGGUCAAACUUGGAAGGGUUCCUGUCAAUUCCUCCAGCGUCAACACUCGUCAAUUCACAAAAUGUGUAUGUAUACUCGAAACAACUCACAGAUACACUCCUUUCAGAAGAUGAAACCAUUAGAAACCUCUAUAAUAAGUUAGUGGUGGAAAAGAAAUUCCCAGAAGAGAACUUUUGGAAGAGAAUACUCCAGUCCCGAUACUUUUACAACUUGAUCAACGAGAAGGUUCCGGAAGAUAAGAUACUCUAUGAGGAAAUCAAGGGGAUCCCAAUAAGAAAACCGCCAAAGAAACUGGAUGCGAACCACAUAUUAAGGAUUGCAGACCCUUCCAGUGAGGUAAUAACAUUUGAAGACUUAAAGAAGGUGGAUCGCAAUAGGAAAUAUAUGGAAGUGAACAAGAAAUUUGGAAAAAGUUUUAGCCUAGACGAAACUAGAGGAGUUUUAGUAGAUCGUUUUAACGAACACUCACUGAAUAUCAUAAAUGAGUGUCAGUCUGUAUCAUUAAAUUUGCCCUCAAGUCCAGGUCCGAGAUCCACUGAUGAAGAAAUCGAAGCUAAAGCUGAAAAUUAUCGCAAAAGGAAGCUGUUGGAUACCACAAUACAUGACUUGCAGGAAAAGGAGGACCAGGAGGUUGACUCGCUGUGCGUCAUAAGUUCCCUGAAAAUGCCAGGAACCCAAGUUGAACCCCCACCAAGUAUAGUAAAAACUGAGUCCACAGAGUCAGCGAACAAGAUCCAGUUAAAGCUGCAUCAUUCAACAUCGUUUCCUGACCGUUCGAGGUGGAUAAGUGAAUUGAGAGACUUUGACAUAGUUAAAUACAUCAAGGAUUCUAAGCUUGAUCUUAAAGUAAGUAAAAAGAUGUUUGUUGUUAACACAAAGCUAUGUCAGUCAGAGAAAUUAAUCAGCUCUCCACAAUGUACAAAAAUAUAUAAAACCAAUAAUAAACUAAUUUAUAAUUUUAUAGUUGAAUUUGACCCGAACACGGUUAAACUGAUGACUGAGAUCCACCAAGAGCUCAUGGAGGUUUUGCAGAUGUACUAUAAGACUUUGAUGCCUGAGGAGGAGAAACGUUCUAACCUUCUGUCCAUACUCCGAAUGAUAAAGCACAGGAUAGAAUCUAUGAAUGACGUUGGAAUCUCUUCCAAGACUGUCAAGGCUCUACAGUCUGGAAUGCUUGACCAGAUCACUGCCGCCGAGUCCUACGACUUGAAGCUUCGUUCCUACGUAGCCAAACUUCGUUCCCAGAGGAAUAAAUAG
This is a messenger RNA of Theileria annulata, 1839 nucleotides long. RefSeq lists its product as uncharacterized. The record is from RefSeq and is a predicted model, not a curated record. The transcript is spliced from 8 exons. NCBI's taxonomy places the organism in Eukaryota, Apicomplexa, Aconoidasida, Piroplasmida, Theileriidae. Gene Ontology annotation, biological process: transcription by RNA polymerase II; transcription by RNA polymerase I; nucleotide-excision repair. Gene Ontology annotation, cellular component: transcription factor TFIIH holo complex; transcription factor TFIIH core complex. Bases 1 to 1839 code for a protein of 612 amino acids.